Messenger RNA from Puntigrus tetrazona (Sumatra barb), 1996 nucleotides. RefSeq names its product tripartite motif containing 44 (gene trim44). Lineage: Eukaryota; Metazoa; Chordata; Actinopteri; Cypriniformes; Cyprinidae. The transcript has 6 exons. The record is from RefSeq and is a predicted model, not a curated record. Bases 214 to 1170 code for a protein of 318 amino acids. Gene Ontology annotation, molecular function: zinc ion binding.
GCAGCAGCAGUAGCAGUGAGCGCGACAGUCCAGAUUACUGCGAGACGGCGUUAGUUUUAUAUGAUCGUGUUUUGUAUUACAGCUCUCUGAGAUCGGAAAGGAUUAAAAUAAACAAAGGAAAAAGAAGAAUCGGCGGGAAAGCAACAACAAUCUGCUCAAACUGUCCACUUUCAGAGAAAGCUUCAACUCAGAUUCUCGUCAUCCUCCACCACCAUGGAUGCAUCAAGAGGAUGCUGGGACAGCUGCUUUAUUGAGGAUGAUUUGCCACAGAUGGAUGGCACAUGUGAUGCGUGUGAACCGGAUGAGCCUCAACCAGCAGCUUGGAUGUGCACACUUUGUCGCUUUGCCUUCUGCUCAAGCCAUGCCGACAAACAUUCCCAAAGCACUGGUCAUCAACUUAAACUGUACAGCACCCCAGCUGAGCAGGCAGAGCAUGGACCACUGAAAGACUGCCAGGUUUCUGAAAACACAGCAGAGGGGGCAGAGGCCCCUAAUAAUGAAGAGCAUAAAUCAGCAAAAAGAGACACGGUGACAGUGGAGAGGCUGAAAUGUAAGGAGCAUGGUCAAGAGGGGACGCUUUACUGUAAACACGACCAGCGGAUCAUCUGUGUGCUGUGUGCUGUGCAGGGUGAGCACAGGGAACAUGAGAUUAUCACACUCAAGGAGGCCUACCUGUGGCAGAAGAGUAAAGAAGGCAUUGACUUGCUGGAGCGCACACAUGAAAUAUCAGAAAAGAUCAAGGCCAAGUGGAUUAGCCCAGAUAUGAGCGUAGAAGAGCUGGAGCUUUAUGUGAACAAGCAGUUUGAUGAGCUGCAUAGGCUGGUUCGCCUGGAGGAGUGGCGUGUCCUGCAUCUGGUGGAUCUAAAAGAGGCAUUCCUCACUGCCCAGGCUGCUGAGAAGAUAUCUGAGAUUAGUGUCCACACUGAAAAACUGCAAGAGGAAAUGGAUUCUAUCACACAACAACUGAGUGAACUGGAUCAGGUAGAGCAAGAUGGAGUCACCCCUGUGUCCCUGGCACCACUGUUGGCUGCCAGACCACCUGAUGCUCAUGUGGAGCCCAUGCCACUGAAUCCUGGUUUGAGGCUAAGAGCAGCCAAUCAAAGGAGGGACCCAGAAGACACUUCAGUAGAUGAAGACAGAGAAGAUGCAUAUAGUGGACAUGCACCCUAAAACUAACGACCAUUCUGUCACCAUCUCUCUCGUUGUUUUUUCAGACCUCUUGGUGACAUAAAAACUAUAUCUGCUGACAAUAUUUCUUAAUUUUAUGUUGAACCAAUAUAUUUCCUUUUUAUUGUAAGGCAAUAAAGUAAUAUAAAAAGAAAAGCAAAAACUCCCAGAGAAUAUUUUGUCUGUCAUUUGUAUUGUAUUGUAUUAACCAGUUACCAUGUUAGUUUUGUUUUGCUUUGUAUAAAUUAUUUAUAUACCACUCCUGGUUUAAUUGUACGAUUCAUGAAAUGCAGUCGCAUACCAUACGAAAUCACAUCAUCAUACUAUACUUUGAUUCUGUUUGAGCUUAAUUGAAGAAGAUUAUGUAGUUGGUCUAGCUGUGCGUUGUUUCUAGGCCAUUUGUUGGCUGCUGUUUCUUUCCAUUUCCUGCAUCGCUGAUGCCCAGUGUACCAAAUAUGUUUUUUAGCCCUGACUCUGACACGUUGCUAAUCCAUUUUCGUGUGUUUAAAUAUUAGUGUGUUGUCUGCAAUUGGCUUAUAUGCUUUUUCUUAAUAUUGAAGAGAGUGCCAGAUCCUGUUUAUAUAUAUUGCAGGUAUCAAAAAGAAAUAAUGCAGUUCAACAUGGAGAGAACGAUUUUCUGCAUUAGUAGAUUUUUUUUUUUUUUUUUUUUACCUAAACUUUGCUUUGCUAAUUGGAUACAUGGCAUUAUAUUUUUGAUAUGGUCUUUGAUAGUGUGCAACAAUUAGCAUGCUUUUUACGCUCAGCAAUUUCUGCUUUUGUUCUGAUUAGACCUUUUCUGUAAACAAAUAAAAAAAAAUGGAUUUGUUGA